GCCGCCGCCGCCACCUCCGCUGCUCGGCCCGGUCCCGGUGCGGCGCGGCCGGCCCGCGGGGCGCGGAGCCUAGGCCCGCGGCCGGCCGCAUGAAGGACUGCGAGUACCAGCAGAUCAGCCCCGGGGCCGCCCCGCCGCCCGCCUCCCCCGGGGCGCGCCGCCCCGGCCCCGCCGCGCCGGCCGGUCCGGGCCCCGGGCCCCCACCGUCCGCCGCUGCCGCCGCACCGCGCUGGAGCGGCAGCGGCAGCGGGAGCAUCGGCCUCCGUCCGCGGCGCAAGUGGGAAGUGUUCCCCGGCCGCAACCGCUUCUACUGCGGCGGCCGCCUCAUGCUGGCCGGCCACGGCGGCGUCUUCGCGCUCACGCUGCUGCUCAUCCUCACCACCACCGUCCUCUUCUUCGUCUUCGACUGUCCCUUCCUGGCCCACCAGCUGACCCUUGCCAUCCCCAUCAUCGCUGCCAUCCUCUUCUUCUUCGUCAUGAGCUGCCUGCUGCAGACAAGUUUCACCGACCCUGGGAUCCUGCCCCGGGCCACCGUCUGUGAAGCAGCCGCCCUGGAGAAACAGAUCGACAACACAGGCAGUUCCACAUACCGGCCCCCGCCUCGGACCCGGGAGGUGAUGAUCAACGGGCAGAUGGUGAAGUUGAAGUACUGCUUCACCUGCAAGAUGUUUCGGCCACCCCGGACCUCACACUGCAGUGUCUGCGACAACUGUGUGGAACGGUUUGACCAUCACUGCCCCUGGGUGGGCAACUGUGUGGGGAGACGGAACUACCGCUUCUUCUAUGCGUUUAUUCUCUCCCUCUCAUUCCUGACGGCCUUCAUCUUUGCCUGCGUGGUCACCCAUCUGACACUGCGCUCUCAGGGAAGCAACUUCCUCUCCACUCUGAAGGAGACACCAGCGAGUGUGCUGGAGUUGGUGAUCUGCUUCUUCUCCAUCUGGUCCAUCCUGGGCCUCUCAGGGUUUCACACUUACCUCGUCGCCUCCAACUUGACAACUAACGAAGACAUCAAAGGCUCAUGGUCCAGUAAGAGGGGCGGUGAGGCCUCUGUCAAUCCCUACAGCCAUAAGAGUGUUAUCACCAACUGCUGUGCUGUGCUCUGCGGCCCCUUACCUCCCAGCCUCAUUGACCGGAGGGGAUUUGUGCAGUCUGACGCUGUGUUGCCCUCGCCCAUCAGAAGCGACGAUCCAGCCUGCGGAGCCAAGCCUGAUGCCAGCAUGUGUGUGCAGGGGCUUAAGGACCUCCUGAGGACUGCUGCUCUCUGCCUCUCCAGGAGCGGCCUGGGGGGCGCCAGGCACCCGGCACCUCCACCUGCCUAACCUGUGGCCCACCUGCCACCAUCUGUGCCUACAGGGUCUGCCCCCAAAUCUGCCCCACACAUGUGCUCUCUAGGGUCCCGGCCAUAGGGGGCAAGGGCUGGCCUCUUCGCCCCCAUCCCCACUCCAUGCCAGCCAGAGUGUAGAAAAGCCAUAUCGCAGCUGUCAGCCCAGUGGUAUAAUAAAUACUUUGCUGAAACUCGCUCUCCCCUCCUCCUCCUUACUUCCCCUUCCCCAGAUUUGUAAGGCGUCAAGACUCUUUAGGAAUCUUGCCUUACAGCCUGCCUCCCUUCCCCUGGAAUCAGGCAGGCAUAGCCAUAGUCGAGCUGAGCAGGUUUCUUCCGGAGCCGUCUGGGGUGUUGAUGGUUGAUGACGCUGCUGAACAAGUUUGGUAACUGUUUUAAGCACAACUGGUUUGACACUGUUCCCACGGCCCCCUCCGCCCCCCAGCACCAGGGUAGGUAGGUUGCAAGGAAGAUUGCUUGUACCUUUUACUCCAGGCACUGAGGGACUGAGUUAGCUCAGACUGCCCCUUGUUUUUUCAGAGGCACUGAAGGAAACCAGGGUAGGCUUUAGAAAUCUGCUGGA
Messenger RNA from Pteronotus mesoamericanus, 1904 nucleotides. RefSeq names its product zinc finger DHHC-type palmitoyltransferase 18 (gene ZDHHC18). The record is from RefSeq and is a predicted model, not a curated record. Gene Ontology annotation, biological process: protein targeting to membrane; peptidyl-L-cysteine S-palmitoylation. Gene Ontology annotation, molecular function: protein-cysteine S-palmitoyltransferase activity. The transcript has 9 exons. Gene Ontology annotation, cellular component: endoplasmic reticulum; Golgi apparatus. The coding region runs from base 90 to 1319 and encodes 409 amino acids. NCBI's taxonomy places the organism in Eukaryota, Metazoa, Chordata, Mammalia, Chiroptera, Mormoopidae.